ACCCCCACCCUCCCUGCUACCGCCACCCAGCAAGGGGGUGCAAAUCGUUGUCAAAUCGAGUAACAUUUCCGCACUGUAGACAUCCGCAGAGAGCUAAGUAUAAUGUGAUUUUGUCAUGCAUUUUUUUAUGUUACCGAAUUAUAGUCUUAUACUUUUUUUUGCACACACAUCAAUCUGUGACGGUAUCAGGCCGAUUUGUGCUUUAAGUAGACUUCCGAAAGGAAGCAUUGCUUAUUAAUGACCCAUAACAGCAAAAAAAUUACAUUUUCUGACGAUGCAUUAAAUAACGAAGGAAUUACUCUUCCAUAAAUAGCAUAAAUCUCCCCCGUCUUUGCCCAUAAUGUCUCUCUGAUCCAAAACCAGUGUGGCGCUGCACAGUGACGUAGCCGCAGUCACGAUCACUCAAGCCCAGUUGUCAGUGCAGCCUUCCGAAAGCACACGGGACUGGCAUUAGGUGUCAUGAAUUAUUCAAGAUUUGUGACUGCUGUCAGUGCAGCAAGAAAGGCUUCUCCAAUCCGUCUGUUAACUGAGCUACAACAGAAGUCCCCACCCUCUCUGAUCUCACUAGCAGGGGGGGCUCCCAAUCCAGACACGUUCCCCUUUAAAACCGCCACCAUCACGCUGAAGAAUGGGGGCCACAUUGUGUUUGAUGAGGGCAUCAUGAAGAGAGCCCUGCAGUACUCUGGCUCUUAUGGGAUUCCAGAAUUGCUCUCUUGGAUGAAGGACCUUCAGAAAAGCCUCCAUAACCCGCCCACGGUCAGCUACAGCCCAGAGAGAGGCCAGAUGGAAAUGUGUGUGACAACGGGCAGCCAGGAAGGCCUGUGCAAGGUGUUUGAAAUGCUUAUCAAUCCUGGGGACAAUAUUUUGUUAGAUGCUCCUACUUACUCUGGGACACUGGCUGCUCUGAAGCCAUUAGGGUGCAACAUCAUUAAUGUCCCAAGUGAUGAGCGUGGCAUGAUUCCUAAAGCCUUAAAGGAAAUUCUUUCCAAGUGGAGCCUGGAUGAAGUCGGGAAGCCGGAUAGUCCCAUUCCCAAAGUCCUCUACACCAUUCCUAAUGGGGGCAACCCCACUGGGGCUUCGAUGACUACAGAGCGGAAGACCGAAAUCUAUCAGAUUGCCAGAGACUAUGACUUCCUCAUCGUUGAAGAUGAUCCCUAUUAUUUUCUACAGUUUGAAAAGCCCUGGGCGCCAACGUUUUUGUCCAUGGACGUGGACGGUCGAGUUCUCCGCACGGACUCCUUUUCCAAGAUCCUGUCGUCCGGGCUGAGGGUGGGAUUUGUGACUGGGCCGAAGCCGCUCAUUGACAGGGUCGUUCUCCACAUACAGGCCUCUACGAUGCACACCAGCACCUUCACACAGCUCAUGGUCUCACAGCUGCUGCAGGGAUGGGGACAGGAAGGGUUCCUCAAACACAUUGACAGUGUGGUGGAGUUUUACAGAAAACAGCGUGAUGCCAUGCUUGGUUCUGCAGACAAGUGGCUCAAAGGUGUAGCAGAGUGGCACGCCCCUGCGGCCGGCAUGUUUCUCUGGAUCAAGCUAAAAGAAAUCACAGACACGCAGAGGCUUAUCACGGAGAAAGCUUUAGAAAAGGAGGUGCUGCUCGUCCCUGGAGGAGUUUUCAAUAUAAACAGUUCUGAGCCCUGUCCCUAUGUGAGAGCAGCCUUCUCCCAGUCCUCUCCAGAGCAGAUUGACCUGGCUUUCCAGAGGCUGUCAACGCUAAUUAAGGAGGCCAUGUGACAGGAGGGGUCAAACCCAAAGGUCAAUCUGUCUUACCAUCUCCAAAAUUACUUUCUUUAUUACUUAUUUAAUACGAAGAGUUGGUAAGCCUUUUGAAUGUUUAAGCAAAUGUUUGGUGUAAGAGUAGGGACAAAUGUUAUCUACCGCUUAUUUUGUUGUUACUGUAAAUGUUCCAAAGAAGGAGAUACUCAAUCCUGAUACUUGAUCAGCUUUGAGCGACUGAUGAAGACCUGACAGCCUGCAGUCAGUCUGAGGACAUUCCUGUACUGUACACAAGCAGGACGAAACAGCACACAACUCUGUUGGGGACAAGGCAACAGACCUGCUCCCCAGUGGAACUAAUUCAGGUGAAAUCUCUUUUGAGCAGGUGAGGAUCUACAGGUAUUGGACCAAAAAAUGGAAGCAUCUGGGCAAAUGAGUGACACCAAGUAUAUUUAAAAGCUCAGCUCACUCAGCUGUGGCUCAUUCAUACUUUAUUCAAGCAAGUAGCUUGAAUACCUGCUUGAAUAACAAACAAAAUACUGGACAGGUCUGGUUGUCUAUGAGAAUGACUAGCUUGGCUGGAAGAGGAGAACAAACCACUCAUAAACCUGGCAAUACACAGUCCAAUGCUGCAAAGACUACAAGCAUGGGAUUACCAGACAGUGGAGAAAUGUGAUGUUAAUCAAUCACAAUAUUCUCAACAAAUGGUCUACUGCACGAGUGGGGCCAAGCUUAGGAACUCUACAGAGGCCUUGUUUCCAGUAGUGAAGGGUUCCUGUCGUUCUGCAAUGCUCUGGGGUGCAUUUUUCUGAUAUGGUUUGGUUGCGCCCAGUUCCUUUCACAGGCCUGUUUCCAAUGCUUAUUGCAGUGCCUAAUAGUACUGAGUGAUCUCCUUAAUCCCAGCUCUUUCCAGCGGGGGGGGGUCUUUCCCUUCCAGGGAGCACACGUAGUCGCCCAGAAGUUUGAUGAACGUGAUGCAGAUGUUAUCAUCUCAGGCAAUCAGGAACUUUUCUACCUCCAUCAACUGAUUGAUGUUCUUGUGGAAGAAUGGUGCUGUAUCCCUCCUGCAGAAUUACAGAAGUACUCUAUGCCACAGCACAUACUGCAGGAGUGGGACUUGGGACAUACUGGUUUCACAGGUUGCCCUGUCAAGUGACUUUACUUUGGUAUUUCCAUUUUUCUAUCCACUACCUGUAGUUUUAUAUGAAAUACACCCUAUUUAAAUGUGGAAACGUGUGAAGCAAAAUGAUCUGAGAUUAAUAUUCCCAUGGAAAAAUAAAAUGUUUGACUUUCAAAUUGCUUUGUUACCGUCUUGACAACUGUAUUUCUUUUCUUUCAUUAAUUUCUUAUUUACUAUAUAUGGUGACACCUGAAUUUACACAUUAAUACUAUGUUCUUCAUGUAUCACCUGCUCCUAACUGAAGCGUGAUUAUUUUUGUUUCUCUUAAAAAGGAGCAAUGAAGAAUGCACUUUUAAUGCUACAGAACUCUCAUCCAAAGCAUUAAAAAGAAACAAAACAAGAUGGAUGUUGUAUAUUCUUAUACUGUAUUAAUGUAUAUAAAUCAAGAGCAAUGUCCAGGGCUAUAGAAAGUCUACACACCCUUUCCAAACAAACAUUUUGUGACCUCACAGCUUGUUAUCAAGGCAUAUUAAAUCAGAAUGUAUUUUACCUUUAUUUAAACAUUGAAACGCACAGCCUCAAAGUGAAAAACAAAUGCUCAAACUUUCUUAAAAUUAAUUAAAAAUGAAAUGUAACGUGUCUUGAUUUCAGGCUGUGUUACUCUGUGUUUCAGAGUAAAUGUGUUACUCUGGAAAGGGUGUAAAUAGCUGAAACAGACUUUCUCUUUUGUGUUUUAGUUUCUGGGCUCAGGUACUCAGGCAGCACACAUAUGUAAAUUUAAAUGCAUCAUUUUAAAAAAAAGAGUACUCAAAACUUUUAUUCUCUGUUCAAUAAAGUUGCCCUACAGAAUAAAUCUGUUUUCUUUAAUUAAUUGGGAGAAUAAGCCUUUGCAGUGCACCUCAUCAACAAAGCAAGGAAGCACCGAUUUUAAAGGGGGAGUUAAAAACAAGCAUGUUCUGCAACAAAAUCAGUCCGUUCUUAUGGAAGGUUUUGGUCAAAUAAAGUUUUUGUUUGGUUUGCGUGCCUCUAAAAACGUUGAUUUGUUUUAGAUUAAGAAAAAAGUUUUGAAAUUUUAUAAAUUAAGUUUAUUGAUUUAAUUUGUCCUGCCUUUCAUCCUGUGCUUCCUGAAUAAGCUUCAGAUUGCUGUAACCCUUACUGGGAAUAAACAGCUUUCUGGUGAGUGGGCGGAUGGAUGGAUGGAUGGAUUGAUUUAAUUUGCUUAUAGAUUGUUUUUUAUUUUGCCUUAUUUCAGUUAUAUUUGUCGGAUUGAUUUGAGACUAAACCCUUAAAUAAUAAAGGUCUAUAAAACUAGCUUUCACCGAAGCAUGAAAUUGCGGUUGCCUUCAUUUUUGGGGUUUUAUCCCUGCGUUACUCCUUGUAUUAUGUAUACUACUUAAUCUGCAGAAUCUGAUCUUGAAUUCCUUGAAAAGCCAGCCAGUCUGGUCAAGAUCCGUUGAAACAUACUCAUCUGUCGUGUGUAUUUGUUUCAGUUUGUUUAUGGUGAUAAUGGAAAAACAGAAAAAAAUGUUUCUUAAAAAACAUGCAACAGAUUUGUUGUAGGUUUCUGUUUUUAUACCAUGCAUAAAAAGCAAACUGGGAUUUGUUGAGCAGUUAAUCAGUGAAAAUAAAAGGAAAACUGAGUACUGAAACAAAAAACAAUAAAUGAACAUUGGAGCCAGCA
Messenger RNA from Lepisosteus oculatus (spotted gar), 4520 nucleotides. It is a transcript of the gene aadat, whose product is annotated as aminoadipate aminotransferase. Gene Ontology annotation, biological process: biosynthetic process. The record is from RefSeq and is a predicted model, not a curated record. NCBI's taxonomy places the organism in Eukaryota, Metazoa, Chordata, Actinopteri, Semionotiformes, Lepisosteidae. Gene Ontology annotation, molecular function: L-kynurenine:2-oxoglutarate transaminase activity; pyridoxal phosphate binding.